Messenger RNA from Candidozyma haemuli, 591 nucleotides. RefSeq lists its product as uncharacterized. The transcript has a single exon. Lineage: Eukaryota; Fungi; Ascomycota; Pichiomycetes; Serinales; Metschnikowiaceae. The coding region runs from base 1 to 591 and encodes 196 amino acids. The record is from RefSeq and is a predicted model, not a curated record.
AUGUCUGAAGAAGAAAAGAGAGUCUUCCCAGACUCCAGAUUCAAGUUGCCAUCGGGCCUUGUCAAUUUCACCAACGCUUCAGCAUACCCAAAGUGGGAGCCUGUUGACACCAGAAAAGAGACUCUUCAGGUGUUUAGAUUAUCCUUCUACACCACCGUCGGUGCCUACGCCUGGUUGUACUUGUGGAAGAGAACCACUUUCAAGCUUGGAUUGCCUUUGGCUGUUACUGGUUUUGCCACUGUUGCCACUGCUACCAAGGGUAUUGUGACCAACUUGAGACAAAAGAACGAUGGCUGGAACACUUUCUGGGCCGUUGGUGCCGGUAACUUGGCCUGUUUGACUGUUGGUUUCAAGAAUAUGCCAGCUAAGCACAAGGUUAUGGCUGGUAUUGCCGGUGCUGCUAUUACUGCUGCUGUGGACCACGUUUCUUGGUCUCAGUCGCCAAGUUUUGCAGGCAGAGACACCAGAUACGCUGAGGCUAACACAGGUGAUGAGCUUCCUCAGCAACAGUUCUGGGACGUGUGGAAGAGGAGACCUUUGUCGCAAACCGUUGAGGCUUUGGGUGAAGGUAGAGGUAUUUUCAAGCAGUAG